UGGAUCUGCGGUCGGUUGAUUCCCUCAACUGAUUUCCUGUAGCGCAACUGAUUUCAUGUAGAAUCUGCCUGUUGGAGAGCAGGGAUGUCUGGGGAAAAGGAACAGCGGUGCAUUACUUUUGAGGUUCUUAAGAUGUUGAGUGAUAAUACCCCAGUGCAUUUGAGCCUCCCCACAUUAGGUCUCUCAAGGUAGAUGAAGGGAUGUAUCACUUAGAUGCUUGAACCUGCGGCACUCGGCAACCAAUCACAGGACCAAAGGAUUCUCGUACCUUGAGGUGCAAACCUGGGCAAAGAUGUUGAAGCCAAGUGGACUUAAAAUUCCUGGGAGGGCCGGGAAGCAUGCCAGUCCAGUGGGACGUCCUGGUGGGACAGCAGCAGCUGCUUCCACAACCAGCAAUGCCACAAAAGAAGGAUCACCUCUUCACAAACAGGCUUCCACAUCUUCCACAGGUGCCUCCGAGAAGCUGCCAGGGUCAAAAAUUGCUGAGGUGGGCGAUGACUUCCUGGGGGACUUUGUGAUGGGUGAACGUGUUUGGGUGAAUGGAGUGAAGCCAGGCAUAAUCCAGUAUUUGGGAGAGACCCAGUUUGCCCCCGGCCAGUGGGCAGGAGUUGUUCUAGAUGACCCAGUUGGGAAGAACGAUGGUUCUGUCGGCGGAGUGCGUUACUUUGAAUGCCAGCCACUCCAGGGGAUCUUCACGAGGCCUUCCAAGUUGACCCGCCAACCCACGACGGAAGGUUCAGGAAGCGAUGCUCAUUCUGUGGAGUCUCUGACCGCUCAGAACUUGUCCUUGCACUCCGGGACUUCCACCCCACCUCUUUCCACUCGCGUCAUUCCUCUGCGCGAGAGUGUUCUCAACAACACCAUGAAGACUGGAAAUGAAUCUGGUUCCAACCUCUCAGACAGCGGAUCGGUGAAAAAAGGGGAUAAAGACUUCAGACUUGGGGACCGUGUCCUUGUUGGUGGAACAAAAACUGGCGUGGUGCGCUAUGUAGGGGAGACGGAUUUCGCCAAAGGGGAAUGGUGUGGUGUGGAGUUGGAUGAACCUCUGGGAAAGAACGAUGGAGCUGUUGCUGGAACAAGAUAUUUUCAGUGCCCGCCAAAGUUUGGCCUCUUUGCUCCUAUCCAUAAGGUAAUCCGGAUUGGGUUCCCAUCCACCAGCCCAGCCAAAGCCAAGAAAAGUAAGAGGAUGGCCAUAGGAGUCUCAGCCUUGACCCACAGUCCCAGCAGCUCGUCCAUCAGCUCUGUCAGUUCUGUGGCCUCCUCCGUAGGGGGAAGGCCUAGCCGGAGUGGACUGCUGACUGAGACAUCUUCUCGGUAUGCCCGGAAGAUCUCUGGCACAACAGCCCUUCAGGAAGCAUUGAAGGAAAAGCAGCAGCACAUCGAACAGCUCCUGGCUGAGCGUGACCUGGAGCGUGCUGAAGUUGCUAAGGCAACCAGCAUCUGUGAGGUGGAGAAGGAGAUUGCCAUCUUGAAAGCUCAGCACGAGCAGUAUAUAACGGAAACCGAAGGAAAUUUGCAGAGAGCACGAGCCUUGCUGGAUGCAGCGCAGAAGGAGAAAGUAGAGUUGCUGAACCAGUUAGAAGAGGAGAAAAGGAAGGUAGAGGAUUUACAGUUCCGUGUUGAGGAAGAAUCCAUUACAAAGGGAGAUUUGGAGACACAGACGCAGCUGGAGCAUGCUCGAAUACGGGAGCUCGAACAGAGCCUCCUGUUUGAGAAGACCCAGGCAGCAAAGCUUCUCAGAGAAUUGGAGGAGAGCAGGUUAACUACCGUGGCAGAAAAAUCAAGAAUCCUUCAGCUGGAGGAAGAGUUGACCUUAAGGCAAAGUGAGGUGGAAGAGUUGCGGGAAUGUUUAAAGAAUUCCCAUCAGCCAGAGUCUCCAGAUCACAGCCUGGGCCUGCAGACCGAAACUCUCCGCUUACGUGGCCAGUUGUUUUCAGCCAACAAGGAGCACCAGAAAGAGAGUAUCCAACUGAAAGAGAAGUAUGAGAGGACUUUGAAGAAGCACCAGCAGGAGGUUGAGAAGUUGAAAGCUGUCAAUGAAAAGUACUCCCAAGAAAUUGUGGACCUCACAAAAGUUCAGCAGGCCACCAAUGAGAACAUGGGCUUAAUGGACAACUGGAAGUCAAAGCUGGACACGUUAGCAUCAGACCAUCAGAAGUCAUUGGAGGACCUCAAGGCUACUUUGAACACAGGCUCUGACAGCCAGCAGCAUAAGGAAAUAGUGGAGCUGAAAGCUGUAGUAGAAAGCAUCAAAUUGGAGCACCAGUUAGAGAUGGAGAACCUAAAAGCUAAGCAUGACAUUGAGAUGGCAGUUCAUAUUAAAGAGAAGGAAAGCCUUAAGCUGAAGGUGCAAGAAGUCAAGGAGGAGAUGGAAGAAAGCGACAACAAUUGGAAGAGCCAGUUGGAAACCAAAACAAACCUGCAGCUGAUGGAACUUCAGGACUUGAAGGAUAAGUGUCGAGAUGCUGACCUCAGAGUUCAUGAGUUGGAGAAGCUACACAGUGAUUACAAAGACCAGGCACAAGCCAUCGCUUUCUUGAAAGAGCAGAUCUCCUUGGCUGAGAAAAAGAUGCUGGACUAUGAAACCCUGCAGAAAACUGAGGUUCAAAGUAAACAAGAGAUUCAGCGGUUACAGGAGAAAGUUCUUGUGUUAGAGAAUAAAUUGCACUCCACGGAGCCCCUCCACCCUUCCCAACCCCCAAUGUGAUGUUUGAGUUGAAAGACCACCAGUAUGAUUGAAACAAAUGACAUUUCAGAAGAAAAGAUCAAGAUGAAACAAGCCAUGGAAGAUCUCCAGGACAAAUUGAAUAAAAAGGACAAAGAGGUAUCAUCGCUUGUCUCCCAGACAGAUACUCUAAGGGCCCAAGUAAGUGCAAUGGAAAAUAGAUGCAAGAGCUCUGACAAGAAGGCGGAUUCUUUGUUGAAAGAAAAGAAAAGGCUGGAAGCAGAUCUAGAAACAAUGUCAAGAAAAACCCACGAUGCUUCUGGUCAGCUGGUUCUGAUCAGCCAGGAGCUAUUAAAAAAAGAAAGAAGCUUGAACGAGCUGCGGGCGUUGCUAAUGGAAGCCAGCCGGCACUCGCCAGGCCCUGAACGAGACUUAAGCCGUGAGGUGCACAAAGCCGAGUGGAGGCUGAAGGAGCAGAAGCUCAAAGAUGACAUCAAAGGACUGCGAGAAAAACUCAGCAUCCUGGACAAAGAAAAAGCAGUCACAGAUCAGCGGCGGUAUUCCCUUAUUGAUCCUUCUUCGGAGACCGAGAUCCUCCGAUUGCAACACCGGCUGGUCAGCACCGAGGACGUCCUGAGGAAUGCCUUGGAGCAUGGCCAGCAAAUGGAAAAACUGAUGGAAGCUAUGCGCAGCUGCUCUGAAAAAGCACAGACUAUUGGAAAUUCUGGAUCCGCUAAUGGAGUCCAUCAGCAAGAAAAGUCUCACAAACAGGAGGAGAAACACUGAUGGAAAAGAAGGAAGGAAGAGAGGAAAAGAAUAUGGAAAUCAUUGGCUCUGUUGUUGAAGAAGAGGGAAACUUGGAGACGCCUCCCCCAAAGCACCACCAAAAGCAUUUCCACUCUAUGAACCAAGUGGAAGUCAAGAAGGAGGGUUCCUCCCCAGUGAUUUCUUUAGUUCUACGUUGGGUCCAGCUCUUCCAAAGAUGCGGUACAGUGGUCGUGCCUGUGGCUGAAUUUCUCUUUUGCUACCUGCAGCCUUUGGCGGUCAUUUUUAUUGGCAUGGUGUGGAUCAUGUCAGGUUUUUUUGGGGAGGUACUUCCUGCUGCGCCGGCGAGAUACCUCAUUUCAGUGGCUUUUGAAAGACAUUGGAGAUUUUUCUAAGCGACGCCCCCUUUGAAUACUUGCUUAAGUAGCUAAUAAUUUUGCACACAGUUUUCAGAUUUCCCCUUCCAGAUCCGCCAGAUGGACCCAGAUUACAAGUCUGCAAAAGAGCAAAGAUCGAGCACCAUUGACCAUAGGGAACAACCCAAUGCCUGUUUGAAGAGAAUCUCUGCCCACUACAUUAAAAAAAAACCCCUCUCUUGAGGUGUCAGAAAUAUAGAGACUUUGCUUAAAACCUAACGAUAUAACAUGGGAUACGCCUUGUGAGGUGGACCUUCUCUAACUUAUUUUAACUUCAGUCAUUAUCAAGUCAUUGGUGGUUUUAGAGUUUCUGAGCCAAUGGUGGACUUCUAAGCUGGUGCCCGCAUAGUUACAUCUCUCAUCUCUCAUUCAGAGAUACAUCAUCUUUAAGCCAAUGAUGGUUAGCCCUUGAAACUAAAGUUGAGUUGACCUAAAGAUCUAAUCAGCAACUCUGGAGGCAACUGCGAUGUCCUUGUUUUGAGGGUGGGGGGGGGUGGCAUUCUUUCUUUCUCUUCGACUUAUUACGCUUGAAAUUUGGAAACAUUUUCCCAAUAGCUCUUUUCUUUUCUUUUCCUGUCUUUUUUAAACAACCUAGGCCCUGUUUCUACACGCAAGCAGAAUUGCAGGGAUUAAAACCCUUUACACCCAAAUAAGAUGCUUUUCAUGUGUUUCGGAUUUCAGCUUCCAAUCAUUAAGACAGAACUGCAAAAAAAAAAGGGGGGGGAUGAAUCCAAAA
Messenger RNA from Thamnophis elegans (Western terrestrial garter snake), 4582 nucleotides. RefSeq names its product CAP-Gly domain containing linker protein 2 (gene CLIP2). Gene Ontology annotation, biological process: cytoplasmic microtubule organization. Gene Ontology annotation, molecular function: microtubule plus-end binding. The record is from RefSeq and is a predicted model, not a curated record. Lineage: Eukaryota; Metazoa; Chordata; Lepidosauria; Squamata; Natricidae. Gene Ontology annotation, cellular component: microtubule plus-end; cytoplasm; nucleus.